AGGUAGGUUGGGUGGGCCACCACUGCAGCAGUCUCAUGAUCUCAUCCGCAUCUCACACACGCACACACCACUCACACCACUCACACACUCGAUCGGUCGAUCUCUCAUUUCAGUUUCAGGGUCUGAUCCACUAGCUCGCUAAUCCCCGGUGAUUGAUGAUGGACGGCGGUCCUCCCGGGGCCCAGACGGAAGCGGCGGUGGAGGCGGCGUGCCGGGCGGUCGGGGGAACGGAGCUGAGCUGGUGUCGGGCCGUCCCGGGGGGCACGGGCACGACCGUGCUAGCGCUGCUCCUCUCCCGCCCCGCGCCGCUCCUCCUCCCCUCCCUCGUCUCCUGCCUCCGCUCCCUCCUCCGCUCCCACCCCCUCCUCCGCUCCCUCCUCUCCCUCUCCUCCCCGACUCCCGCCUUCUCCGUCCCCAGCCCCGAUCCCCCAGCCACCCCGCAGCUCCCCCCCUUCCUCCUCCUCCUCCCCAGCCCCAUCUCCCCCUCCGCCGACUCCUUCCACUCCGUCCUCGAGCUCGAGCUCAACCUCAACCCGUGGAGCUCCCCCGCCCCCUCCGACCCCCUCCCCGUCUUCUUCGCCGCGCUCCACCCCCUCCCCCACGGCGACGGCGACGGCCACCGCUCCGUGCUCGCCCUCAAGUUCCACACCGCCGCGUGCGACCGCACCUCCGCGGUCGCGAUCCUCACCGAGCUCAUGCGCUUGAUGGCGGCGGAGGGAAGAACUGCUGAAGAGGCGGAAGAAGAAGAAGGAGGAGGAGGAGGAGGAGGAGCAAGCGGAGAAGAUGAUGCGGGGUGCGAGUUGGGGAUCGAGGAUCGGAUUCCGAAGAGGGACGCGUGGAAGCCGUUCUGGGCGAGGGGGAAGGAUUUGAUCGGGUACUCGCUGAACGGGUUGAGAACGUCCACGCUCCGGUUCGAGGACGCCGCUUCCAACCGCUGCUCCCAAGUGGUCCGGUUCGUCAUGGACGCCCCCGAGACGCGGAGUCUCCUCCGUGCAUGCAGGGCAAAAGGAGUUAAGCUCUGUGGAGCCAUUGCAGCUGCUGCAUUGAUAGCUGCGCACUCAUCAAAACAGCUCGAGAAUGGUUGCUACGAGACGUACUCCGUUGUGACCCUGAUUGAUUGUCGGAAAUAUUUGGAACCUGUUCUAGACAAGCAUAAUGUUGGAUUCUAUCACUCGGCAAUCACGAACGCACACUCAAUCCACGGGGGUGAAGGACUAUGGGAGGUAGCCAUUCGGUGCCACAACUCCUACUCCAACGCGAUGAGCAACAAGAAGCACCUCACAGACAUCGGCGACCUCAACUUCCUCAUGUGCAAGGCCAUUGAGAACCCCCAACUCACCCCGUCCUCCUCCCUCCGUACGGCAAUCAUUUCUGUGUUUGAGGAACCCGUGGUCUACGAAACCUCUGACCUGCAAAAGGCGCUCGGGGUGGAGGACUAUGUGGGGUGCGCGUCGGUUCACGGCGUGGGGCCCUCUAUUGCCGUGUUUGAUACAAUCCGGGACGAGCAGCUGGACUGCGCCUGUGUGUACCCUGCCCCCCUCCAUUCGAGGAAGCAGAUAGAAAGGGUGGUGGAGCAUAUGAAGCGUAUUCUGAUUGAAGGAAGUAGUCAUUUAGACGAUCACGAGGACUUUGUCGAAAAUAAUGAUUGAAGUAGUAGGGCUUCGUGUAUAUGUUCUGCUGAGAAAUAAUUCUAUUCUCUUUCAUUAAAAUUGGAGAGGACAAUUUGGUAUUGUAUGUUGCCCAUAAUUAAGAUGACCUUACUUAUGGUGUGUUUGGUUCGCACUAUCUUUUAAA
Ananas comosus (pineapple) is the source of this 1794-nucleotide messenger RNA. RefSeq lists its product as uncharacterized. The transcript is spliced from 3 exons. The record is from RefSeq and is a predicted model, not a curated record. Lineage: Eukaryota; Viridiplantae; Streptophyta; Magnoliopsida; Poales; Bromeliaceae. The coding region runs from base 156 to 1649 and encodes 497 amino acids.